Pygocentrus nattereri (red-bellied piranha) is the source of this 9017-nucleotide messenger RNA. RefSeq names its product collagen, type IV, alpha 3 (gene col4a3). Gene Ontology annotation, cellular component: collagen trimer; basement membrane. Gene Ontology annotation, molecular function: extracellular matrix structural constituent. The transcript has 52 exons. Bases 324 to 5321 code for a protein of 1665 amino acids. The record is from RefSeq and is a predicted model, not a curated record. NCBI's taxonomy places the organism in Eukaryota, Metazoa, Chordata, Actinopteri, Characiformes, Serrasalmidae.
UAUAGUUUUUAUGCCAGAACCCCCCCGGGCUCCCAUACUCACGUAUACAGCCCGUUUCCGAUGCGCGCUAUUUAAUUUGACCAUGUUUUCCUCUCAGUAUCGCUGACAUGGCAGCGCCUUCGGCGGAGGUCGGUUUGGCGACGCUGGGCUCGCGCGCAGGUGAAUAACGCGGGAACACGAGAGGCAGUGGGGGAGACACCGUGGGGAUCCCCACGAUUACAUAUCUACCUGAGGCAGAGGCCGCUCAGUCCUUCUGGCGGAGGGGAGAAGGACGCGCUUUUAGCUGUGACGCCCCGACUGAGUGACACUGGAUCACACGUGCCAUGGCGCGAGCGGCUCUCGUGGGAAUAACGCUGCUGCUUUGCGGACUCGCGCCGCUCGCGAGCGCCGAGCGAGAAUGUGUGUGUGGUGGGAGGUCCAGAUGCCACUGUGAAGGAGUCAAAGGUGACAAGGGCGAGCCAGGUAUCCCAGGUCAAUCGGGACUGCCAGGUGAAAUGGGAAUUACAGGAAAUGAUGGCGAGCCUGGACAGAGGGGCGUCAAGGGUUCUGUGGGAGGGCCAGGGAGACCAGGACCAAAAGGCUCACGGGGACUUGAUGGAAAGUCUGGACAAUUUGGCACUCCAGGAAUUCCUGGAGAGCAAGGACAUGAGGGCCCCAGAGGGCAGCCUGGUGCCCCAGGGUGCGAUGGCGCAAAGGGUGAAAGGGGACCUCAGGGACCCCCAGGAACUGCUGGUUUUACCGGUGAACAAGGACAACCUGGUGCCCCAGGUAUCAAGGGGGAAACACACUACUCUCCAUAUUCAGCUCCUCAGAGAGGACAGAAAGGUUUCCCGGGUAAAGACGGGUCAGCGGGAGACCCUGGAUCCCCAGGUAUUCCAGGAGCAUCUGGCCAGAAAGGAUCCCAGGGAGUUCCAGGACAAAGAGGGAAGCCUGGGCGACCAGGAGAGAAGGGUAAAGAGGGAAUAUCAGGAAUACCAGGCCCCCAAGGUCAAAAGGGUGAGAGAGGUCCACCUGGUUUACCUGGACAGAGAGGCACCAAGCUAUAUGCAACAGGAACCAAGGAGAAUAAAGGGGAACCUGGAGAUCCUGGAGAAGAAGGCUGCACUGGAAUGCCAGGCCCACCGGGAGCGUCUGGCCGCAAAGGAGAAGCAGGAGAGAGAGGAGAUCCUGGACCUCUGGGAAAAGAUGGAAAGGACGGGCUUCAGGGAGAGGAAGGUCUUCAGGGCUUUAAAGGGGAUAAGGGAUACUUUGGGCCUCCUGGGAUUCCUGGUCCAAAGGGAGAACGAGGUCGUCCUGGUCCCCCAGGUCACCAAGGAGAACUCUAUGUAAGAAUUGAAGAAAUAAAAGGCCAAAGAGGGCCUCCUGGUUUACCUGGACCUCCUGGCCCUGAAGGCAGUAUAGGGCAAGUUGGAUUUCCGGGAAGUCCAGGCAUUCCAGCACCCACUAAAUUUGGAGAUCCUGGGCCACGGGGCCAACAAGGCCUUAAGGGGUUGAAAGGGGAUAAGGGAGUGCCAGCACCACAUGAAGUAGGCCCCCCAGGAUUAGAUGGACCUCAGGGGCCACCUGGAUCUCCUGGUGAUCGAGGCCUUCCAGGACAGCCAGGUUUUUAUGAACAUAUGGGGCCUAAGGGAUCCAAAGGGGAGAAAGGCUUGCUGGGGGCCAAAGGUACUUUUGGAGAGCAGGGGGAAGACGGGGAGCCAGGAGACAUCUGUAGAUUGUGCUAUUUGUCAGUCAGUGAACCAGGACCAGCAGGAAAACCUGGCGACCGUGGUGAACCUGGAGUUCCAGGUAAUGCAGGACCACCGGGCUCUAAAGGACCACUGGGUAUAAAAGGUUUGCAAGGUCCUCCUGGCCCACCAGGACCUCUUGGCAAUCAAGGAGUGGAAGGGCAUCAGGGGCUCAAAGGGAACCCUGGCUUUAUGGAAGGACCAGGGGAAAAAGGGGACUUGGGUGACCCCGGCAGACAUGGUAUUCCAGGGGUGAAAGGAAGGAGUGGAAUACCAGGAGCUCCUGGAAUUAAAGGUCCAAUGGGAGAAAAAGGCAAUCUGGGCACUCUUGGAAAGAAAGGUGACCGUGGUAUCCCAGGGACAGGUGGAUUGCCAGGAUUCCUUGGGCCAGAGGGUGUUCAGGGAUUACCUGGAGUGGGGGCAGCAGGGUCCCCUGGUGACAAGGGUGACAUUGGUGUAGAGGGUCUGACAGGGAACCGUGGGGAACCAGGUGAAAAAGGAGAGCCUGGAACAGCCUACGCAAUUCCUGGAGACAAAGGGCAGCCAGGAGCAAAGGGGCAACGGGGCCCACAGGGCCCAGCAGGUUAUCCAGGAUAUGCCGGAGUGCCAGGGUUCCCAGGAACAUUUGGCAUAAAAGGCCAGAAGGGACCAUGCCAACCAGGAGACACAGGAAAUCCUGGGCCCAGAGGUGAGAAGGGUGUGCAAGGUAGUCCAGGUGAGCCUGGCUUCGGGAAACCAGGUCGCCCAGGACCUUCAGGACCACCUGGGGUGGCAGGGUUGAAGGGUAAUAUAGGUUUUGGCCCUCCAGGGCCCACUGGCAGGGCAGGACUACCAGGGGAUGAUGGGCCACUUGGCCUUUCUGGUGACUCUGGUAGCCCAGGAUGCACUGGAUCUCGUGGACAGCCAGGAAGAGAAGGAGCACCGGGGGAUCCAGGUGAGAUGGGGUCUGUUGGGCCUCUGGGGUUUGUUGGCAAUCCUGGAGUCUGUGUUCCUGGAUGCACAGGUGGCAAAGGAGUCCUAGGUGAGAGGGGAAGACUUGGAACCACAGGGCCCCCGGGGCAGAGAGGAGAGCAGGGUGACUCUGGACAUUGUGGGUUUGGUUUACCUGGUCCUACAGGUCCAGCUGGGAAUCCUGGGUACAAGGGGACACCUGGACCAGAUGGGCCAAUCGGACCGAAAGGGGUCAAAGGAACGGAUGGCUUGUGUGGCCCUCCAGGUCAUCGAGGAGACCAGGGGCCUCCUGGUGUCUGUGGUCCUCCUGGACCACCUGGAAACUGUGGCCCUCCUGGACGGCCUGGGCCUAAAGGUUUUAUUGGUACUGAUGGACAACCAGGUUGCAGAGGUCUACCAGGGGUUCCAGGAGACUCUGGCGAACCAGGCUGUCCAGGACAAAGAAGUAUUUUUGAAAGGCCUGGAGAUAAAGGAGAGUGUGGAACGUCAGGUGAUAUUGGCCUUACUGGUGAAAAAGGUGACAAAGGGGAGACAGGAUGUAAUGGCGACAAUGGGAAGAAUGGAGAACCAGGAUGUCCGGGGCCACCGGGUCCUCCUGGAAACCAAGGCAUUGAUGGCUGCCAUGGACCCCCUGGUCCCGCUGGCAAUGAUGGAGAUUGUGGAUUUAUCGGGUUUCCAGGUAUCAAAGGCUUUAAGGGGGAGUAUGGCCUCCCUGGAGAACCAGGACCUCAUGGUACUCCAGGAGUAUGUGGACCAAAAGGGGUCAAAGGCGAACCUUGCCCACCUGAGCCAGGGCCUCCAGGAUGCCCAGGAAAUAAGGGUCAGCAGGGCAUUUCAGGCAGAAAAGGACAGAAGGGAGAAAUAGGAAUGUGUGGCCCUGUAGGAUGUCCAGGCCCAGAUGGACCCUGUGGAGCCAAAGGAAACGAUGGAUCACCAGGAACGCCAGGAUGCCCAGGACCACCUGGAGAAAGUGGUAGCGAUGGAAAUCCAGGUCCCCCAGGUCCCCGAGGACCACCAGGCCCUUUGGGUUCUCCAGGGUUACCAGGUGAACCAGGGUAUGUAGGACUCAAAGGAAGCCAGGGCAAAGAUGGCAUCCCUGGACCUCCUGGAUUGAAAGGAGAGAAAGGGGUUCCUGGAUACGGACUACCAGGACCACCAGGUGCUAAGGGUGGGAAAGGCCAAAAAGGGGAUCACGGGCCUGGGGGCUCCAUGGGACCACCAGGUAGACAUGGACCAGAGGGGGACCGUGGGCUUGAUGGUCUACCAGGACUACCUGGGUCCACUGGGAAACCAGGUGAACAAGGGUUGUGUGUGGAUGGACCUAAGGGACAGCGAGGUUGUGAUGGACCACCCGGAAACCCAGGACCCCCAGGGCCAUGUGGUCCUCAAGGGCUACCUGGUCCUGGCCUGAAAGGUGAUAAGGGUGACUGUGGGGUUUUCGGACCAGCGGGACUCCCUGGUUCCAGAGGAGACUGUGGCCUACCGGGGCCACCUGGUCCUGACGGGACUAAUGGUUGCCCUGGCCUCAAAGGAGAAAGGGGACCGAAGGGUGAAUUUGGACCACCAGGUCAAACCGGAGAUUGUGGUCCAUUUGGCCCCGCAGGUUGUCCAGGUCUGAAAGGACUGCCGGGAUAUCCAGGUCCUAAAGGGAAAGAAGGGGUCUGCAGAGACACUCCUGAACCUGGAGACCGGGGUCCCUGUGGGAAGCCAGGAGACAUAGGAAUAGCUGGACAUUGUGGCCCUCCUGGGCCACCUGGGCCAGAGGGAGUCAAAGGCUGUAAGGGACUUAAUGGCAACGUAGGUGGAACCGGUCGUAAAGGACUACCUGGAGAGACGGGGGACAGAGGGUAUCGAGGUUUAAAGGGAGCUCCAGGUUGUGCUGGUAGUGCUGGUCUGAAAGGCAGUAGAGGGCUGCAAGGGCAGUGUCAGCCCAAUGGAAUCGACGACAGCUUCUUGUUCACCAGGCACAGUCAGAGACCAGAUGAACCAUCCUGCCCAGGAGGAUCCAAGCUACUCUACUCUGGAUUUUCUCUCCUUUUUGUCAACGGAAACAAUAGGGGACACGGGCAGGACCUGGGCACUCUAGGGAGCUGUCUACAGAUGUUUUCCACAAUGCCGUUUCUUUACUGCAAUACCGGGAACACCUGUCGCUAUGCCUCUCGCAACGACUUCUCCUAUUGGCUGUCCACAAACAUGUCCAUGCCCAUAGACUUGGCUCCUAUAUCUGGUGAUUCUUUGAAGCAGUACAUCAGCAGGUGUUCUGUAUGUGAGGCUUCCACUAAUGUAAUAGCAGUGCACAGCCAGACCACUCAGAUUCCAAACUGCCCUGCUGGCUGGCAGUCUCUGUGGCAGGGGUACUCUUUCGUCAUGCAAACGGGUGUGGGUGCAGAAGGCUCAGGACAGCCGCUAUCUUCUCCGGGCUCUUGUCUGGAGGAUUUCCGAAAAGUUCCAUUUAUCGAAUGCCACGGCAGUGGUACUUGUAACUUUUACAGUGAUUCUUACAGCUACUGGUUGGCUGCUCUGGACCCAAACCAGAUGUUCAGUAAACCAGUCCCACAGACACUGAAACAAAACUGCCAAGGCAACGUCAUCAGUCGCUGUCAGGUCUGCAUGAAGCACAUGAAAUGUUGUGACAAAAAAUGAGCUUUACAGCUCACCUGGCUGCCACAGAGACAUCGGCCACCUGCCCAAAUAUGGUGAGACGCAAGUUCCUCACAGACCCAGCUGAAUCGGGCGGUUCAGUUUGUACUCUCCUUUGAGGUUCCAUCCCAUAUUCAGUUAUGUUUGUGGUUCCUGCAAUCUGCAAAGGGUCUUGAUGGAUGGGCAUGUACGCACAGAGCACUAUGAGGAAACAUAAUGGGGCCAACUUAAAAGUUAUGGACUACUUCUCUGCCUGUUCUCUGCAGGGGUCAUAUGCGUCUCAUCUAGUAUCUUUUUCCUUUUUUUUUUGCGUAUCACUGGUGUUGGAACAAAACCCCAUAUUUCCAUUUUGUUGCUUCUCAGUUUCUGACAUAAUUUGGAAAUACCCAUGGUCUUAUACCAUAUGUCUACAUUUAUGACGAAUGGUCCAACAGAAAUGACCAAAAUUACUUGGAAAAAAACACCAGUUCCACUGACUUACAUUAAAAGCAGAGUACGUUUUUUCCUUCAUCUGUAAAUUGAUCAUUUUGGAGAUAUGAGUUUUGAUCUGACAGCAGCGAUAUCCAAACGAUCACCUUGUUCAGAGCACUUGCUUAUUGAAAAGACUUAAAUCAGAAUAAGCACUGACAGUAUUUUACUGCGACAAUUUCCUUCAUUCUUUUUUAAAGCCUGGUCUUAACAAAUUGCUUUCAGCAUCUUUGCUACAGUUCUUUGCUACAGUUGACUUAUGCCUUAAAAAGCUUUUGUAUUGAUCUUCAGGUUUAUUGAACUAUAAGAGAGGUGAGAAUGAAAGUUUGUGUUUGUCUGUGUUUGAUCAAUAUUUUACAGUGCUAUUCAGAAGCACUGAGACAGUGUGUAUUUAUAAGGUCUUUUUAAAGUAAAUGUCCUGUAUGGGCCCUUGUAUUUUUACAGUACUGUGCAAAUGUUUUACUUUCCAGUCAAAAUGGCCCUUUAUUACAAGCUGUUUGUUGGCAUCAGGGAAAAAACAACAACAUAUUUAACAAAAAAUGACUGACACCUGAACAACUAAACCUAUAUUUCUGCCUGUAUUACAGCUUCCAUUCUUUUUGGGGGAUUGCUUUAAGUUUUUCAAAGAUUGCUGCAGGGGUGUUUUUCCACACCUUAUGUUCAGUCUUAGAAGUAGGUUGCCUUUUCUUCGUCUCCCAGUCCCAUCAUCGGUAAUACUGAGGUCUGAGCUCCGGGGUUCUCAGGGUUCUGAGAACCCCAGCAACCUAGAAUUCACAGCCCUGUUUGUCACAGUCAGAUGUUUGGGUGUUUGUAUGUAUCUAGACUUAAAAAGUAAAUCCAGGGUAGGUCGAUAUGUAGGAAUCAUGGAGAGAACUGUCUAUAUUGGUUUAGCUGUUACCCACGUGGCUCAUCUACUGUAGUAUAUUUGACAUAUUUUACCUUGAUAUUCUUUGUACCUUUUAAAGCUUGUUUGUGCCUACAAUAGUUAUAGCAGUAACUUAAAUUUAUGCACAUUUUAAUAUCCUAUUAGAGAUACAUUGCACUGUGUAAUAUGAAAAUAUGUACAUUUUUCUAAUAAAUGUGACUGACUCAGCCUAAGCAUUAAAAACUGGUUUAUAUUCCCAUAAAUAAUAGUUUUCCAUCUAUGUAAAACUGAAUUGCCUGACUGAGACUGAACCGUAGUGCAGACAUCCAGAGGUUGUUCCUGAUGAUCCUGUGACUGGAUUUGAUCUUAAAGGAUUAGUGUUUGAUCCCAGCUGAUGUCGUCCUACUACUGUAAUGGUGUGCCCUGGAGUAAGGCACCUAAUUCCAAGUUGUUUCAGGGAGGUUCUCUCUGUAAGCAAUAUCAGUUAGUUCUUCUGGAAAAAGUAAUUGUGUUAUGAGUUAUGUAAUCUUUAUUUAAUCAGCGUCGGAGUACUGAGGUUAUCCUAAUGUACAGUCGUUCCCUUGGAGCAACUUAGUUUCAAUUGACUUAAGGGUGAAAACAAGAACCUCAGAAACUGCAGCCAUUUAUUGGAAGAUUAAUUUCCUGUAUUUCUUACCUGGAUUUUUACCUGCAACCCUACAUCUAGUGAUCUAUUAAUGCUCCACCCGCAAAUGCAUUUCAUUACAGCCAUUCUGAAGACUUAGCAAAAAUCUUCUUCAGCCUGAAGAGAUGUUGUAGCUUACAGCAUUCAUCAAAUAAGACUUUUAAUAUUUGUUAAUCGUCAUGCAAAUUUCCUGUUUACAAUGCUACACUACCAAGCUUGGAGAACUGAGUACCAGAGACCAGCACAGUUUGCCUGCUCUAGCAUGACAACCAAACCUGGUAGUCAACUGGUGAGAUUAAUGAGGUGUGACUGAACUAGAAAAUCAGGACCGGAAUUCCCUAGACCUGCUGUAGAUGAUGGAAAAUGGAUAGCGGCAACAUUAUCUCGCCACCAUUUUUAAUGCUAGCUGAACUGCAUUAAAAAAAAACUUACUCAGCAUAUUUUCUUUCACACACAUGCACGGUAUAAAAUCUUGUGAAAUUAAUAACACUCUAAAUUUGAGUUGUUUGCUAUGAUUCUUCAUUAGGCUAAACGAGAUUUUCGUUAAAGUUCUGUAAAGCUUGUCUAAACUCCUAGGAGUCUAAAACUGGGAGGGAGGGUGGCAUGGACAAGUCAGUUGCAUUUAUUAUUAAAAUACACUGCAAAUUUUCAACCAGGCAUGCCUAUUUUCUUCAUUUGGGGUCACUAUUGUUCUCAGCUUGUCUUAGACCUCAGUGCUAAGGUGUUAAGAUCUAUGAAUAUGCACGAUUAUGCAAAUAAUAUGCACCCCCGUUUCUGAGCAGCGCACCUCCCACCACUAUCCUACACACUGGCUCUCCCUUUGAACAGAAGUGAGAGCAGAAAAGAAGCACACAUUAUAACUUUAAUCAUCAGAAAGACUCUUUCGGCCACUUCAACACCAGUCAAUCGAUUUCACUCACUGACAGUUGAGUCUUUAUCCCAUAAACGUGGCUCAGUGCAUCGUCAGUGAGCUGGAAUUGCGUGUGGGUUAACCUUCUCGAUCAGCUGACAACAGCCUCUGGUUUAAACAAGGGUAUGAAUAAAAGUAACUUAAGCUAGAAACUCCAUUUGAUUUGCAUAUUGAUAUGGCUAUCUGGUUGGUAAAGAACAGAAAUUUUGUAAUAGAGGUUUUGUAUUGUUUCAGCUUAUAACACAUACAGGAUACGGUGGUUGUGAUUUGAGCAAAUGCGAGUUGUAACUCCAGCCAUUCCUUAAUCCAAUCGGAGAUCUUCACUUUAUUCUUACAUGCUGUACAUUUGUAUGUUUAUGAAGCUUGGAAGUGCCGUACACAUUGAUGCUGAUGUGUAACUUUAUGACUCCAUGUCCAGGAUGAAUAAAUCUUCUGCUUGUUGUCCACACAGCUAGCUAACCUGCACACUCUCAUUUAUGAAGCCAAAUAAAAGCACCCAGCAAAAUGUCAGGAGUACUUGCAACCUAGCUGCCGAUGUAUUCUUUCCGUUUAUUUUUAGAGCUCCAAAACAUUCAUGUAUACUAAUCAAUAAAAAAUCUGCUUAUUGUGGAUCACAAAAAACCUCCUAAUGAUGCAUCAUAAUAUUAUACUGUAUAUUUUUUCCAUGUUGGCCCCACCUUCUCGCUAACUCAAAUUAGGCUGUAUUACUGGACUUUACACUUACAUUACUUACAUUACUGCCCUUACACUUUAUAACUGGUAUGUAUUUGCAUUAAUAAAAGAUUUUUUUGA